AUGCCGCAUUGGACUGCUCUAGCUGCAGAGAAGAAACAGAGGCAGCUCAAGUCCAUUCCACAGGAGUGGCUUGUGACUCCGCCUCCACCUUCUACUCUGGAUGUAACUGGUUUUCCAGAGUCAUGUGGCCUUCUGAAUGCCCAAGAAAUUGAGAUCACCAAUACUUCGGUGGAUGUUUUAUUAAAGAAACUUGCAAGUGCGGAAUGGACAGCUGUAGACGUGACCACCGCGUUCUCCAAGAGGGCCAUUGUUGCCCAUCAGCUUGUCAAUUGCUUGACGGAAAUCUUUAUUGAUCGUGCAUUGGCCCGAGCGGCUGAACUCGAUGAUCACUUGAAGAAGACAGGGAAGGUCAUUGGUCCCCUUCACGGGCUGCCCAUAUCUCUAAAGGACCAGCUAUGUAUCAAAGGACUAGAAACCACUAUGGGUUAUAUUUCGUGGAUUGGGCAGUAUGCAGAGAAAAAUGCGGUGUUGGUCGACAUUCUGAUCGAGUGCGGAGCCGUGCCAUUCGUCCGCACCAACAUUCCGCAGACACUCAUGUGGCCAGAAUCGUUCAAUAAUAUCUUCGGCCGGACAACUAACCCGAACAACGUCUCUCUGACCUCAGGUGGGUCAUCAGGAGGAGAGGGUGCAUUGAUUGCCCUAAAAGGAAGCCCAUUGGGAGUCGGUUCUGAUAUCGGAGGCUCUGUUCGUAUUCCCGCUGCAUUCUGCGGUAUAUACGGCCUGAGGCCGUCAUACGGGCGUGUACCGUACUGUGGUGCCCGCAACUCGCUUGAGGGCCAAGACUCGAUUCUCUCCGUGUUCGGUCCUAUGACAAGCAGUCUCGGCGGGCUCAAAGUCUUCAUGAAAGCUGUCGUUAACUCUAAACCGUGGCUCAAGGACCCUCUUGCGGUUCGGAAGAAAUGGGACGAAGAGGAGUACGAUCUCGUAGACCAUGGGUCUGGCAAGGAUUUGUGUUUUGCAAUCAUGUGGAACGAUGGUGUUGUUGUUCCCCACCCACCUAUCAGAAGGUCUCUGGAAAUCACCAAAGCGGCUCUCCAGAAGGCUGGCCACAAAGUUGUUGACUGGAAACCCAUCAAGCACAGAUUGCUUGGAGAUGUCGCGCGGGACAUCUGGAACGCCGCUUCUGCUGAGGACUUCAUGAUCACGACCUCUACCACAGGGGAGCCAAUAAUUGCAACGAUGGAGCUGGACGACACAGAUGUUGAGGCAGCGGCCUUCCGUCCGCAAAAUGGCGGUGUCACUGCAUACCAACUCUGGCAAGUGCAGAAGCUGCGUCAGAAUAUCCGGAAAGAAUAUAUAGACCAUUGGAACGCAACUGCCUCUGAGACUGGGACAGGACGGCCUGUCGAUGCUAUCAUUUGUCCAGCUGCACCAUUUGCUGCACCUCUCCAUGGGAAGAACAAGUACGCCAACUAUACUACCGUUUGGAACACGCUCGACUAUCCCGCUGCGGUUUUCCCUGUGACUACUGUCGACUCCACUCUCGAUGGGAAGGAACCUCCUCAUAAUUUCUAUGACGACUUCGAUAAGUCCGUGUACGAAAUGUAUGACCCGGAGAAAUUCAAGAACGCUCCUGUUUGUCUGCAACUUGUCGGUCGGACUUUGGAGGAAGAGGCGGUUAUAAAAAUGACAGAAAUUGUAGAUGCGGCGCUGGCAGCCGCUAAAUAA
Messenger RNA from Suillus subalutaceus, 1668 nucleotides. RefSeq names its product general amidase. The coding region runs from base 1 to 1668 and encodes 555 amino acids. The transcript is spliced from 9 exons. NCBI's taxonomy places the organism in Eukaryota, Fungi, Basidiomycota, Agaricomycetes, Boletales, Suillaceae. The record is from RefSeq and is a predicted model, not a curated record.